Messenger RNA from Triplophysa rosa, 1240 nucleotides. RefSeq names its product cyclic AMP-dependent transcription factor ATF-6 beta-like. The coding region runs from base 216 to 476 and encodes 86 amino acids. NCBI's taxonomy places the organism in Eukaryota, Metazoa, Chordata, Actinopteri, Cypriniformes, Nemacheilidae. The transcript has 3 exons. The record is from RefSeq and is a predicted model, not a curated record.
UCAUGUUAAGGAAAUUAGCUUCCUUGUCUUUUUGUUAGCGAAACGGUCGUGCAGGAUGGCGACUUAAAUCAUUCAAUAAAACGAAUAAAAUACACCCAACUAACUUAGUUCCAUGGUUUCAGGCUUCAGGCGUGUCUGUGGAUUUAACACGAAUCCGCUGGAUGUAAAUUUUGAUUUCCUGGUGUCUCAGUGUGGAGGAGACCUGCGCUAGUGUGAUGAUGACUGCCGAGCUGCUGCUGUCGGACCUGGACAGUCGCUUCUGCGCUGAUAAUCUGCUAACCAGCGAGGACUGGGAUGCAUGCUUGUAUCAGUAUGAGGAUAUGGAGGAGGGUGAAGAGUCUCGUUUCAUCAGAGAACUGAAAUAUGACACAUCGUUGGACAGUGAUCUUGUUCUUACUCUGGACCCUGAUAACCCCACCUCACCCUGGAAAAACCUGGACAACAACCUCACAGGUAUGAACUUGAAAUUAUGUUGAUCAGGCUCUUUUACAUCAAACCUGACUAGUUUGCGGCUGCAUGUGAGCAAUAAGUGGUGCUUUUAAAGAUGCACGAAACGCAGCUCCAGACACAUGAUGAUGGCACAUUUCAACUCGACUGUUUUGAUUGAAAGUAAUCCUCUUUCAAAAUCCUCCUGUGUGUUAAUGAGUUCAGUCAGUCAUGAGCUGGAUGUUUUUAAGAUGUGGAUUGUGAAGAGGAUAUAUUGGCUGUUCAUUCCAUCGGACUCUGACCUGCAAACAUUCUUGUUUGAUGAUGAAAAAUUGCUUGUUUAAUGAGUAACAGCUGCCUGAUACUUCUAGUGAUGGGCCAGUAGUCGAUGAUGGGCAGCUAUCCAUCAAUUGCAUUACUCGCCCAUCGUUGUUUUCCCUUUCUAUAUAAAUAAAAUACUAGAGAUGCACCGAUUGCAAUUUUCUUUGCAGAUUCCAAUUUUUGAUUUUAUUACAAGUGAAACCUGCCGAUUCCGAUUUUUGCCAUUCUGAUUUUCUGUCCACAAACUAUAAUUGACAGUAUACUGUAUAUACAGUAAAACCAUAUUAACUUUUCUUCAAUACAAAUUUUUUUUAUUUUCAUUGAAUAAAUGAUUGAAAAUGACAAUUUCCCCAAAUUUCCCUAAAUGCAGUUCUCCAAGCUGCAUUAAAUUACAGAAUCUUCUCUUUCCCAAAGAACUCUUAAAUUGAAGAACUCUGUGACUGAAAAGAAGUACAAAUAAUAAAAUAUAACCAAACAUGUCACUUAAUUUACC